Molecule: messenger RNA, 587 nt
Organism: Megalopta genalis
Lineage: Eukaryota; Metazoa; Arthropoda; Insecta; Hymenoptera; Halictidae
Source: RefSeq, a predicted model, not a curated record
CACUCAUGUUCACGUCUCGCGUCUGAAACGAUUUAAAAUGCAUCUUCUCUGCGUACAAGCUCGGUAACGUGUAAUUCCAAGGUUUCUAACAGGGAUCAACAAUGUCUGCGCCGAAACAGCAACAAAAUGCCCACGGAGAGCCCAAAGAGCGAAAGAAAAAGGAGAGCAUUCUCGAUCUAUCCAAAUACUUAGAAAAGAAUAUUAGAGUGAAAUUUGCGGGAGGAAGGGAAGCCGCUGGUAUACUCAAAGGUUAUGAUCCUCUUCUUAAUCUGGUCUUGGAUAACACCACCGAAUAUCUAAGAGAUCCUGAUGAUCCCUACAAGCUGAAUCAAGAUACUCGCAUGCUUGGUCUGGUCGUAUGCAGAGGUACCUCUGUAGUUCUGAUCUGUCCGGUGGAUGGUAUGGAGUCGAUUCAAAACCCUUUCAUACAGCAGGAAGGAUAAUCCUAUUCGCCUCGAAAGUUUGUUAAUCGUUAAGCUUAAGAAGAACUUUUUUAUAACAGAAAUGGGCGUAAUUUAUUUUACAAGUGAACUGUGUAAGUAAAAACUUCUAUGGUAAAUACAUUGAUAUGAUUUUCUUAAAAGAUA